AUGGGUAGCGGCUGCAGGUUCGACAGCUCGAGACCUCCGCAGGUGUGGAGGUUUACGCUGCAGCAAAAGAAGCAGCAGCAGCAGGAGCAGUGGGAGCGGCAACAGGAGAAGCAGCGGCGGGAGCAGCGCAGCAACUGCAGCAGCAGCAACCGCAGCAUCCGCAGCAGCAGCUGCAGCAGCAACAGCAGCAGCAACAGCAGCAGCAGCUGCUGA
Molecule: messenger RNA, 213 nt
Organism: Eimeria acervulina
Lineage: Eukaryota; Apicomplexa; Conoidasida; Eucoccidiorida; Eimeriidae
Exons: 2
Coding region: 1-213 (70 amino acids)
Source: RefSeq, a predicted model, not a curated record